CGAGGAAUUCCGUAAGGCUUGAGGAAGGGCUCAGCUGCUCUUCCAACCAAACUUGCUGGCAAAAGGACAUAUCUUUUAAAUGAGAGAGACAGAGCCAAAUCUAAAGUCUUUGGAUGAUUCAAUGCCUAAAAGCCCGUCAUCAGUGGCUGCGCCUGCAAAAUCAGACAUGGCCAAAGCUUCAAUUUCAUCAGCAUUAGCUCUUCAACCUUCUUGGUUCACUGCCAAAAGGUUACUAGCCAUAUUCUGUGUGAUCAACUUGUUAAAUUAUGUGGAUCGUGGAGCUAUUGCAAGCAAUGGUGUUAAUGGGAAACGUAGUGAGUGUACUAAGAGCGGUACAUGCUCUUCUGGCAGUGGAAUCCAGGGUGAUUUUAACUUGAACAAUUUUCAGGAUGGUGUUAUAUCAUCUGCUUUCAUGGUUGGGCUUCUCGUGGCAUCUCCAAUAUUUGCCUCCUUAGCCAAGAGUGUUAAUCCAUUUAGACUUAUUGGAGUUGGACUGACAGUCUGGACCUUUGCUACUGCUGGUUGUGGCCUGUCAAUUGAUUUCUGGUCCAUUACCAUAUGCAGAAUGCUGGUCGGUGUUGGUGAGGCAUCUUUCAUAAGCCUUGCUGCUCCAUUCAUUGAUGACAAUGCCCCAGUUGAUCAGAAAACAGCAUGGCUGGGAAUAUUUUACAUGUGCAUCCCAACUGGGAUUGCUGUUGGCUAUGUAUAUGGCGGAUUGGUUGGAAGCCAUCUUGAUUGGCGUUGGGCAUUCUGGAUAGAGGCAUUGCUGAUGCUUCCUUUUGCAAUUUUAGGUUUUGUGAUGAAACCGUUGCAAUUGAAAGGUUUCUCGCACACGGGAUCACAAAAACCAGUGACUUCUGCGCAGACUUCUUGCCCAGAAGCAGUUGCUUCUACUAGUAUAGAUGGUUCAUACCCAACAAGAAAUGAUUCCAAGGAUGAUUCAAAAAGUGCACCCAGAAUUUUGAAUCAGUUGACAAGAUUUUGGAAGGAUAUGAAGGUGCUUUUGCUUGAAAAGGUCUACAUUGUGAAUGUCCUAGGAUACAUAGCAUAUAAUUUUGUAAUAGGUGCUUAUUCAUACUGGGGACCAAAGGCUGGCUAUUACAUAUACCAUAUGAACAAUGCAGAUCUGAUGUUUGGAGGUAUUACUAUCGUAUGUGGAAUAUUUGGAACCUUAGCAGGAGGCUUUGUUCUGGAUCGAAUGACUUCCACAAUAUCCAAUGCCUUUAAGCUUCUUUCAGUGGCAACAUUUUUUGGAGCGAUAUUUUGCUUUGCUGCCUUUUGUUUUAAGAGCUUGUAUGCCUUCAUUGCUCUUUUUGCAAUUGGAGAACUGCUUGUAUUUGCGACGCAGGGCCCUGUAAAUUAUGUCUGUUUGCAUUGCGUCAAACCAAGUUUGAGACCAUUGUCUAUGGCUAUGUCCACUGUUUCGAUUCACAUAUUUGGUGAUGUGCCUUCCUCUCCUCUGGUGGGCGUUCUCCAGGAUCACAUUAACAAUUGGAGGGCUACUGCUCUAAUCCUGACAUCAGUACUGUUUCUAGCCUCUGGAAUAUGGUUUAUAGGUAUCUUUCUUCAUAGUGUUGAUAGAUAUAAUGAAGAAAAUGAGCAUCAAGUUAGUAUUGCUGAUAGAUCAAACACAAUUCCACUUCUUGAGGAGAAAUCUGCUGAAACAAGUCCAAGUCUCUGCUGAUUCCCAGUUUACACUUAAAAAUGUGAAUUUCUUGUAUGAUUAUCUUGUUUGUAAAUUCUGGUCCACUUGCCAAAGGAAAAAUACUUAUAUGUGUUGAUGGGAAUCAUAGAAAGCUUCUUCAUCUUCCAGGUGCGCUAAACUCACUAACAAUUAUUAGAGGUACAAUUUCGAACUGUACAAUAUAUUAGUAAAAAUUGACUCCUGUCUUGUUGAGCCUUU
Molecule: messenger RNA, 1903 nt
Organism: Nicotiana tabacum (common tobacco)
Lineage: Eukaryota; Viridiplantae; Streptophyta; Magnoliopsida; Solanales; Solanaceae
Product: putative sphingolipid transporter spinster homolog 2
Biological process (GO): transmembrane transport
Cellular component (GO): membrane
Molecular function (GO): transmembrane transporter activity
Source: RefSeq, a predicted model, not a curated record